AUGGAUCCCCCUCGAGACCCGCCUACAGAGGCCGCUCGCACUUCGCGCAGCUCUCCAGCGGCUGUCCGCGACGUCGUGCGCCAGCCCGAGACCGCUCCGGCAUGGUCGAGUCGGUCAGCAGUGUCGCUUGACCUCGGUAUCAAUACGAGCGAUGCCUCCUUCCGGGUUCCCAAGCGAAAACGGCUUGCGAAGGCCUGCAACGCUUGUCACAAGAGCAAAAGACGCUGCGACGGAUAUGAACCUUGCGGAAACUGCUAUUUUGCUUCCAAGGAGUGCGUAUAUACGGACGCGUCGGGCGCGCCCGUUUCAGCGCCCUUUGGCCGGCCUCUAGGGCGCGAGGCCGUGCCUGGGCCAUCCGGUGCCAGCACGUCGCCGAUAACCGCGACUCCUGCCUCAUCCGCCUCGCCCAUGGGCAUCCCGGGGCCUGGUCCAGGGUCUGCUAAAAAGCAAAGGGGCACCUCACGCCCGACUGAUACUUCGCCCCCAGGUACGGAGCAUGCGGGGCGCAAGCCUUAUCACGGGAGCGACAAGCAAGUCGCCGGGCCGCACAACCACUCCUCGGGCAUUCAUCCGUCUCUCGCUCGAGAGCUCAUCAACUUGUUCUUCGCUCAUAGUCAUCCGCAAUGCCUCAUCAUUCAUCGACCGUCGUUCGAUGAGUCUUUGCGGCGCGGCAGUGUGCCACACUAUCUACUGCUGGCCAUCCUGGCGCUGGCAUCUAUCCACUCCAAGCACCCCGCGGUGCGGACGAACCCUCCGCGGUGCGCGGGCCGCCAAUUUGCACGGGAUGCGAAGACGAUGAUGUUCGACGACGAGGGUCGACUCAUCGUCGAAAGCAAUCUGGCUACAGCCCAGGCGCUCUGCCUUCUGGAGAUGCACACCUAUGUCUCGCACCCUGACUUCCUCGCCGGACGCAAAUAUCACACGCUGGCAAUGCACAUCCUUGACUCGUUGGGUUUUCUCGAAGAGCGACCCGAUAAUCAGUCUAACGGCGAUCCUCUAGAGAUCGAAUUGGGCCGCCGCACCUUCUGGCUCAUAUAUUUACUGGACCUCCUGGCGUUCAUCUACAUCAAGGCGCCGACUCCGGAUUUCAGCAGGCGCACGCACAUCCCGUUACCGGUUGACGAGACCUCGUUUGAUUUCGCGAGCACUGCAUUACCAGAAUACCUCGAUACAUUGCCCACACCGAAUCAACAACAAUGUUCUGAAUUUGGGCAUUUGCUUCGCAUCGUCCAUAUCAAGUGGAGACUGGAGCAUGACCUCCGGGAACUCAGCGGCGCGAGGGAUCCUCGGACUACGCAGGGGGCGUUAGCAAUGGGACGGCAGGCGGUUGAAGCAUGGGCUGCUUCGGUCCCACUCAACCUCGUCUACUCCAACGAGAAUCUACAGAUGCAAAUGGCGAUGUUCGAGACGGGCUCCAACGGCGGCGCCUGGUGUUACUGUCUCAUGCAUGUCAUGCACGCAUCCUGCGUGAUCAGCCUGGACAUCGCUUUCCGCAGGCACACGCCAGUCCCAAUCACCCAAUGGGCCGUCGACCAAAUCUUCACCAUAAUCAACGCAGUCGGCCAGCGCGCGCGAAACAGCGUCUUACUGGCUUUCGCGUUAUGGUCGCUGAGUCAAUAUUACGGCGAGAACCAUCCCAUAUUGGCCCAAUGGUCGGCGCACUUCCAGGAGCUUUGGGAGCUCAAAAUCGACGCGCUGGCCGCGUCCAUGCAUCGGCAGUCUCAGCUAGACGAGUCUGGCCGCGCAGGGCAGACCGAGCUACCCCAGCCCCAUCCAGCGCCGCAUUUGGAUCCGUCCCUCAUCAACCCGGCGGCUGCUCAAUACGGUGGCGGACAGGGCCGCCGGGAAUCAACUCUUGCGCCACGUCCGCAUCGGGGUACUUCAAUGCCGCCGAUUGCUGGGCCCUCGUCGAGCAGAGAUGCGGACGUAGGGCGCGUACGAGGAGGCAUGAGCGCGAUGGAGCAGCAGCUCCAUUCGAGGCGUGGAGCUGUCCCGAUUGAACCUAUCAAUGUGACGCGGCCGUCGUUGCCAUCGCUUAGAGAUAGCGGUCUUCUCACCGUAAGCCCAAGGCCCAGUCAAAGGCAGGAGCCCCCGGGUUCGCAACCCCAAAAUCCUCGACAGCCAGGUGCGAGUACCCAGGGUGAGCAGUUUGCGGACCUCGGGUUGAACAGUGUUAUCGCAAACUAA
Messenger RNA from Punctularia strigosozonata HHB-11173 SS5, 2187 nucleotides. RefSeq lists its product as uncharacterized. Gene Ontology annotation, cellular component: nucleus. The transcript is spliced from 12 exons. The record is from RefSeq and is a predicted model, not a curated record. Gene Ontology annotation, biological process: DNA-templated transcription; regulation of DNA-templated transcription. Bases 1 to 2187 code for a protein of 728 amino acids. Lineage: Eukaryota; Fungi; Basidiomycota; Agaricomycetes; Corticiales; Punctulariaceae. Gene Ontology annotation, molecular function: DNA binding; zinc ion binding; DNA-binding transcription factor activity, RNA polymerase II-specific.